Molecule: messenger RNA, 3199 nt
Organism: Dreissena polymorpha
Lineage: Eukaryota; Metazoa; Mollusca; Bivalvia; Myida; Dreissenidae
Product: small conductance calcium-activated potassium channel protein 2-like
Exons: 2
Coding region: 88-1527 (479 amino acids)
Biological process (GO): potassium ion transmembrane transport
Cellular component (GO): plasma membrane; neuronal cell body; neuron projection
Molecular function (GO): calmodulin binding; small conductance calcium-activated potassium channel activity
Source: RefSeq, a predicted model, not a curated record
UUGUUGUACUUGCAAACGUUAAAGGAUACACUAUAUGUAAGAUUAUGUAAAUGCAAAUAUAUUGGGAACAGUUUAAAUGUUGUAUUAAUGUUCCGGAAAACGUACACAGCCAGUUUGAGCUACUACGGGGGACUUUACAAAAAAUUAUCAAGAUCGCUGAGACGGUUCAAUCUUCAUCCUGACGAUGAAAACUUAAAAACACCUCUGUUCAAAGACGAACUAUUAGAAGAGUUUGAAAUGAAGUCAUACGGUGGUGUAGAAUUGAUUCCUGCGUCCAUACCUGGAAACGGUCAUUCACAAACACUUGGUCAACGCCUCGAGCGCCGAUGUCAACUAAUCAAAAUGAGACGAAUUGUUAUUGACGUUGUAUGUGGGCUCGCCUUGCUCGGAAUCGUGCUGAUGGUGAUUGAAACUGAGUUCUAUGUCUUCCAGACGGAUAAAUCAGGCACAGUUUCAUUUGCAAUCAAAAUCGGUAUAAGCGUCUCUACGUUGGUCCUUUUGGUAGGGAUUUGUUAUCACUAUUAUAUCGACCUAAAGAUCAAAGCUCUUGAUUCGGGAGUCAGAGAUUGGAAUCAUGUAGUAACAAACACAGCUGUUUUCUGUUUGCUUGGUGAGAUAUUGGUCUGCUCCGUGCACCCGUUCCCAGGCGAUUUGGAUAUAAAAUAUACUUCCCCUAUUGGACACAAUAAAGUGAGUAUUGACGCCAUCUUGUCAAUUUUUAUGAUGUGUCGACUGUACCUAAUCGCAAAACUGGCGGUCGUUCACAGUCGCCUCUUAACGGACACAUCUAUCAACAGCAUUGGCGCCUUAAGUAAAAUCAAGAUCAACACACUGUUCGUUUUCAAAGCGGUAAUGACUGACACGCCCGCGCAACUGCUAGUCGCCGUCAUGCUAACGACGUUUGUGGUAAAUACGUGGGCCAUGAGGACUUGCGAAAGCUACUACCUCGGCACGGCUGACUCCUAUAUUGAGGUAAUGUGGCUUAUUGCUACCACUUUUCUGACUGUAGGAUACGGCGAUAAAAUCCCUCAGAGCUAUUGCGGUCGGUAUAUAUCAAUAUGCACUGCUUUAAUGGGUGUUGUGACAUUGGCCCUUAUGGUGGCCGUUUUGGCACAAAAAUUGGAGCAAACACGGUCGGAGAAGUAUGUCUUCAACAUGAUGUCGAGAAUUCAAGUAGAGAAGCGUCGUAAAACGGCAGCAGCUAACGUUAUCAAAGCAUUGAUUCAUUUAUGGAUGGUGAGAAAAUACUCAUCCGGCGAUAAAUCACUUGCGAGAAGAUAUUCGGACCAAUUAAAAACGGCCUUACGGCAGUUGAGAAUAGCGAAACGUGAGAAGGCGCAUAUUGAUGACUUCAAUGUUGGUAUUAUAGAGGUGUCUGAAACAGUUAAUCGAAUCCACGACCGAGUAGAUAAAUUUGAAUUUAUGUACGAGAGGUCGAAUUCUGACAGGAAUGCAAUUGAAAGCAGACUGGCUAGCGUGGAAAGUAAAUUGGAUGAAAUUCGAACACUCCUAUCAAUUGCAAGAUAAUUUUCAACGCUUAAAUGGCGCUUGUUCUCAUAUGUUCAUAUUUUGUAAAUAAUAUACAAUGUUUUACUAACACAAUUAUGAUACUUGGAUUAGAUUUAAAGAACGGGAAAACCCUUUUUAAAAAAUGCCUUCGCCGGGAUCUCGAACCUAAGCCCUUUCGGAGCAAAAGCUUUCACGCAACCACUUUACUGAUAUACGCGUAAUAAAAACGAUAUGCUAGUAAUAAAGAGUUACUCCACAUUAGCAAUAAUUGACAAUGCUACUUAUAUCGAUUGAUGAUGUUUAAUAAUGAACCGAUUUGUUCAAAAUUGUCAAAGUCAACAUUGUCAUAUACAAUACAUACUUGUUUUCAUGAUUUAUUUUCAUUUAGUCAAACUGUGAACAUGUAUCUUUAACACACAUUUUGUGUACGACAUUCUAGAGUGUAUUUAGUGAGUGCAUCAUUGCAAACAGUGUUUUAUAGGAACCAUUCCAAAUAUCUUAACCCUUUCAGUGCGGGAACCGAAUUUUAAAGGCCUUUGCAAACAGUUUGGAUUCAGAUGAGACGCCACAAAAAACGUGGCGUCUCAUCAGGAUCCAAACUGUUUGCUAUUCUGAUAGUGUUCUAUGAAAAAAAUCGAAGAAAAUGCUAAUUUUAGAAACUCAGCAGAAGACAUUUUAGCAGACGACAAAUUUCCCAGCAUGCAAAGGGUUAGUAUAUUUAAAUCAGGGUGCAGGAUCACACGAUUUUGAAGGGUUCCCAAUUAAACGGUAAUGGAUGUAAACCUACCGGUAAGUGUUUUUUUUCAAAUAACAUUUUUACACAAUUUUAAUUAAAAAAAAUCACCUAGUUCAUAAAAGACAGAUUUUUCUGCUGCUUAUUGCAAUUUGAAAUACAUCAAAAUUAUUGUAUUUAAUAAGCCUAUGUUCUUGUUCGUAAAAGCCGCGUGUACUGAACGGUAAUGCUUCAUGCAACGCAAAAUUGCGUCACCAAUCUCAGACGUAUUCAAGGAUUGGUUCUUAUUCCUUAAGAUAUCGGCAAAUACUGCAUUAAAAACUGUCUUUUAUGUACUAAAGAUUUUUGCAAAUGUAUUUAAAUAACUUCAGAUAUUUUUCAAAAUAAAGUUCUUAAUGGCGUGUUUACAUUCUGUCCAGCCUGUGUGUAAACCCCUGAAAACUACGUUGAUUCUGCACCCUGAAUCUAAUGUAGUCACUUUUGAUAGUUGAUAUGGUAAUGGUUAUACUUUAAGUAGAAUAUCAAACGUGUGUAUCCACUUUAAAGUAAAUGUUGAAGUGCAUUAUGUUGUGAUAUGCAUCAUGGAUAAUUCGUUAUUGCUUGUUUGUUAUUUCAGGAUAUUUCGCUAAAGAUUGUUAUAUAUUAGUUAGUGAUAGUCAAUUACAUUAUAUUAUAGUAUAUAUUUUAAUAACUGAAUAGCGCAGAAUAUAAGGGGGUUUUCUCCAAUCGCCUGUUGUAUGUUCGAUAGUAGAAUUGAUGUGGUUAUGAAUUAAUAAAAAGUAGUUUUACAUCGUCGGUCUGUUUGUUUAAAUUGUUUUGUUGUAAGUCUAAAUUGUCUGUAGAUUUACAAUAUAUAAUUUAAUUAACUGUUUUCCUAAUAAAAUACUGUACUGUUCAUGCUUUAUAACCAAUAUUGUAUAUUUGUUGUGAGAAUAUAUUUCAUCAGAAGCCUAGCCC